This is a messenger RNA of Trematomus bernacchii (emerald rockcod), 3194 nucleotides long. RefSeq names its product inter-alpha-trypsin inhibitor heavy chain 5 (gene itih5). The transcript has 14 exons. The record is from RefSeq and is a predicted model, not a curated record. NCBI's taxonomy places the organism in Eukaryota, Metazoa, Chordata, Actinopteri, Perciformes, Nototheniidae. The coding region runs from base 60 to 3008 and encodes 982 amino acids. Gene Ontology annotation, biological process: hyaluronan metabolic process. Gene Ontology annotation, molecular function: serine-type endopeptidase inhibitor activity.
CAGCGCUGGAAAUAAUGUCCCAUUUAUCUGUCUGAGUUUAACUGGAGAAGGACUGCACGAUGCUGCUGCUGCUGCUCACUUUUCUGAUCAUUUGCUCCAGUCCGACAGUUCUGGGGCAACAGGAGGAAUCCCUGUUUGAAGAUGAUGUCGACCUCGCAGACUUUGAUUUAGACAUUGCGCCACGCAGGGUCCCACGGCAGGUGAAAACUAUCUUAACCAAGGAGACUAAGCCUCACAUCCAAGAGCUCUCCAUCAAGACCACCAUCAUCUCCCGCUACGCCUUCACCGCGGUGUACUGCGCCAUGCUCAACCGACACUCCGCCGCCGCAGAGGGGGUUUUCAGCUUCCAGAUCCCCGCCGGAGCAUACGUCUCCAACUUCACCAUGAUCAUCGGAGGGCGCGUCUACCAGAGCGAGGUCAGGCCCAAGCUGAAGAAGGUCAAGCAGGAGAACGGAAAAGCCCGGAACAAAGAGUCAGGUGAAGCAAGCCCAGAGCAGGAGUUGGAGGUGUUCAGGAUGUCGGCCAGCAUCCCGGGUCGGAACCGGGCCGUGUUCCUGCUGACGUACGAGGAGCUGCUGCAGCGGCGGCUCGGACGCUACGAACACGUGACGAGCCUGAGACCGCUCCAGCUGGUCAGCCGCCUCAGCCUGGACGUCACCAUCGUGGACCACUCCCCCAUCACCCACCUCCAGGUGCUGCCGCUGCGCAAUGGCAGGAGCACCAACUCCGGAUCUUCAAAAACACAAGUGAAGAAGGACCCUCCCGUCACCUCUGUGAUCAAACAGGAGAAAAACGUCUGCAAGAUCACCUUCGGCCCGAACAUCGUCCAACAGGCCAAGAUCACCACCAGCGGCUUGCUGGGAGACUUUGUGAUCCGCUACGAUGUGCAGAGAGAGAUGGGGAUAGGAGACAUUCAGGUUUUAAACGGCCACUUUGUCCACUACUUCGCCCCCAAAGACCUGCCGGCGGUGCCCAAGAAUGUGGUGUUUGUGAUCGACACCAGUGCCUCCAUGGUGGGGACGAAGAUCAGACAGACGAAAGAUGCUCUGUUCACCAUUCUGAAGGAUCUGCGACCUGGCGAUCACUUUAACUUCAUCAGCUUCUCCAACAAGAUCAAAGUGUGGCAGCCGAAUCGCCUCGUACCGGUGACGCCGCUGAACAUCAGAGAUGCCAAGAAGUUUAUUUACAUGAUGGUGCCCACUGGAGGCACAAAUAUCGAUGGUGGCAUCCAAACUGGUUCAGAUCUGCUUCGUGAGUACCUCUCAAGCCCUGACGCCGGCCCGAACAGCGUCUCCCUCAUCAUAUUCAUGACGGAUGGACGGCCAACGGUAGGAGAGAUCAAGUCCACAGCGAUCUUGGGAAACACUCGCUCAGCUGUGCAGGAGAAGUUCUGCAUCUUCACCAUCGGGAUGGGGAAUGACGUGGAUUAUCGCCUGCUGGACCGCAUGGCUCUGGAAAACUGUGGGAUGAUGAGACGCAUCCCAGAGGACGCAGACGCCAGCGCUAUGCUCAAAGGGUUCUACGAUGAGAUAGGAACUCCUCUACUGUCCGACAUCAGGAUCAACUACACCGAGGACUCGGUCCAGUACGUCACUCAGCAUCUGUUCACCAACUACUUCAACGGCUCUGAGAUUGUCAUCGCCGGCAAGCUUACCAACGACAGCGUGGAAUCGCUCCACGUCCAGGUUACAGCCAGCAACAAUGACAAGAACAUCAUCCUGGAAACCGACAUACCUCUGCGGAACCGGCAGAUCGAGACUGAGAAACAUGUGAAUGCAGCCAGAGUAGCAAUGGCGUCUGGCCCUAAAACACCAGCGUCAGGGGUCACACAUGGAUUAGGAAUUGCUUUGGGUUCGAUAGCGGAGGACUUUGUGGAGCGCGUCUGGGGUUUCCUGAGCGUCAAGGAUGGGCUACGGUCACGUCUACGCAGCCAAACUAGCAAAGAAAGAGAAGACCACAUCAAACAGGCAACCAAUCUUUCUCUGACCUACAACUUCCUCACCCCCCUCACCAACAUGGUGGUGGAGAAGCCUGAGGUCCUCGCUGAUGGCACCAUGGCCCCGACGCCAACCAGCCCCCCAUCAUCUGGCGACGCUGUCUCAACUGUCAAUGAGCUGCCAAGUGACGCAGAGGAUGAAGAGCCACAGAGAGACAACAAAAAGCCAAGCAGUCAGAAUCUAUCUCUAGGCAACAAGAUAGGUAAAGUUGAGAGAAGACCAGACAAGAAAUCCAUCACCGUCUCCAAAACAUCAGCUGACGGUGACCCUCAUUUUGUGGUGGAGUUCCCGAUGAGUAAACUGACCGUUUGCUUCAACAUCAACGGAGAGCCGGGACACAUCCUGCGUCUGGUGUCCGACCACAAGAACUCUGGUGUGACAGUGAACGGUAAGCUAAUCGGUGCCCCAGCUCCACCCGGCAGCCACAAGAAGCAGCGCACGUAUUUCAGCACCAUCACCAUCGUGGUGGAUCUUCCGAAACGCGCCUACAUCGAGGUGACCCCUAAGAAGGUCAUCCUGGACGGGCGGGACCGGAUGGUGCUGCCCUGCCACUCCACAGUGUCGGUGGACAGCGGCGUUCUGUCAGUGUCCAUCGUGGGAAAGUCUAACGUGACGGUGACGGUCGGAGGAAACGUCAUGUUCGUGAUUCUGCUGCAUCAGUACAAGAAUCCAGCCUCCUACCAGAGGGACCAUCUAGGGUUUUACAUCGGAAACAGCAAGGGGCUGUCACAUCAGUGCCACGGCCUCCUGGGUCAGUUCCUGUAUGAGGAAGUGGGCCUGGCAGAGCUUCCUGCGGAGGCAGACAGUGAACCGUCGCCCGUCCUGAAGGUGAAGGAGCGCUCUGUGCCGGUGGUGAAGAAAAACCGGAGGAUCUUCAGUGGCACUCAGAACGUGGACUGCUGGUUUGCUCGCAACAAUGCAGCCAAGCUGAUAGACGGACAGUACGAGGACUAUUUGAUGUCACACAUGUUCGACACGGGGGACUGGCCACACGGGACCAACACAGCAUAAACUGUAGCAUACAUAUUUUUACUCUGUAUCCAUAUCACAUCUCAGCAAAUAUUUACAAACUUCACAUUUCAGUUUUCUGUCUCACUUUUGAAUAUAUUUUUGUACUAUUUCUAAUGAAAAUGUAAUGUUUUAUAUUGUAUUAUGUGUAUUAUUUUUUGUGUAAUAUUGUUAUUGUAAAUAAAAAAC